Molecule: messenger RNA, 2229 nt
Organism: Nothobranchius furzeri (turquoise killifish)
Lineage: Eukaryota; Metazoa; Chordata; Actinopteri; Cyprinodontiformes; Nothobranchiidae
Source: RefSeq, a predicted model, not a curated record
CUAUUUUUUUUUUCUGAGAAAAUAAGCUUUGGGCACGAACGCAGCUGAAGUUAGUGGCUGCUAAAAUUGGCUUUAGUAAUGUAACAUUAAAUGUUGUCGUGUUGGUUUUGUAAUUAUAAUAAGGCGUUUUUUGGGCGCGUCUUCACGGAACCAUGCAGGUAUUUACAGAUGAAACGGAGUUUACGGACGUCCGUAUGAUGCAAAAAGUUGUGGGCAUGUUUGACAGCCUUCGUAUGCAGAGGAUAGUGGCGUGUGGCCUUCUUGGUGUUGAAUAUGAUGAUCUAGAUCUGGAUCAUUUUGACUCCUGGCCUCACAAUCAUAACAGUUACCAUAGAUACCAGGGUAAUAGUAGAGGAUUAAGUGGAGGCCACACCAGGUUGUCCAGCUCUGCUUACCAGUCUUCUCAGUCGUAUUACCCUGCUGCCCGUGACCAUCCCAGCCCAUCUCUGAAGGUUCAGCCAAAGGAGAGCGAUAGCGAACGCAAGGCCAGAUUAUUACAAGAAGCUAGAAAAAGCAAAGAAAAGGCUCAGAAGAAGCGACUCAAGAAACAGGUAAACACUGGGUUCUUCAUCAGGAGCCGCCGUGGAAAUGAAUUCAUUUUGUUUUUGUUCGUCCGACAGAAACAGAAGCAGAGGAAACAAAUGGAGAAGGAAAAACAAAAUGAAGGGGGAAGUGCUACACAGCCGUCUAAAGAAGAGGAAGGGGAAUCCGCUAACGAUGAAAAGAAAAAGGAUCCUGAUUCCAGCGUGACGCCACCAGCUGCAGAUAAGGACACAGAUGGUGAGGCGGAUAGCAGUGAGCAGGAGUCCAGUGCUGAAGAUGACACAAAGGACGACUCUGCAGCCUCAGAGGAACUGGACAUGACGAGUACUUUUGUCAGCAAAGCUGCGCUGAUAGUGAAGCGGCAGUUAGAGCAGAAGCCCAAAUGUGAGAAGAGGAGGAGCCCAGAGAAGGAAAAGUAUAGAGGCGUUCCUGACAGAAACCACGCAUGCGAGGAGGUCCAGACAAAGAAUUCUGCUCCCAGCAGCCUCACCAUUGAAGAUAAUGUUAAAAUAAGCACUGAGCUUGCAGUUAUGGGUAAUAAGUUUGCGAGUGAAGGAAAUUAUUUUACAGCUGUGAAGUAUUUCACCGAUGCAAUUAAAUACAACCCUAAAGAGUUUAAGCUGUUUGGCAAUCGGUCGUUUUGUUUUGAGAAGUUACAAGAUUACGAGAAAGCCCUGAUUGAUGCGGAGUUGUCUCUGGGGAUUUCUCCAGGAUGGGUUAAAGGAUUGUUUAGGAAGGGCAGAGCUCUGGCGGGUCUAAGGCGGUAUGAAGAGGCUGCUCAGGCCUUCAGGGAUGUCCUCAAACUGGACAGUUCAUAUGCAGAAGCUGCUCAGGAACUCAUGAGAGUGCAGAUUAUACAAGUAAUGGAGUAUGGUUUCACACGGGAACAGAGUUCCAACGCUUUAAUUAUCCAUGGGACGGUAAAUAAGGCCUUAGAGGUUCUGUCCAAAUUGAACCACCAAUCAGGAGCUCCUUUAAAAAGCACGGUCCCUCUGGCUCAAGUGGUGAACGUCACCGGGGUGUCUCCGGUCCUCUCAGCCAAAACCAGCCCUGUCUCUGCUCAGUCGUAUGAUGCGUACAAAACCCCACCACCCAGCACGCUGUUGGGUCCAGUCCAGAAUAUACCAAACGUAGGAGAUCAACCAAAACCUGUUGAUGCUAAACCAACAAACAGUGACAAAAAACCACCACUGGAGCUGUUUCCAGUCUGGGUGGGAAACUUGACUUAUCCGGUACCUGAGCCCGUGAUUAAAGACCUGUUUAGCAAGGCAGGUGAUGUUAUUAGUGCAAAGGUUCUGUCCGUCAAACGCUGUGCCUUUGUCAACUUUACUAAACCAGAGCACUGCGAUGAAGCAAUCAGGCGCUUUCAUGGAUAUACUCUGAAUGGAAUGAAGCUUGCUGUGAGAUACCCAGACAGAAUUCCUCCAGGCAUUGGAAUUUCUAAAUCUGCCCUCAAAGCUCACGACCUGCAGGAUGAGAACCUCAAGUUAGUGCUUUUAGAUCAAGAUGCAUUCAUUUACUCCAACCUACGGGUGCUUCUCAAAAAAUAAGAAUAUUGUGGAAAAGUAAAAUUUUCUUUAGCCAUUUCAGAAACUGAAACAAGCAUGCUUUGAGUUCAUAUGAAUGAACUUCUUUAGUAACCUGUUUGUUUAUACUGCGCUUUUGAAAUUUUCAAAUUUUAUGUGA